UCUGCGCACGGACAUCGAUCGAGGCUCACGUUCCGCAUUUACCGCAUCCGUCCUGUUCUCUCAUUCUCACACACUCUUCUAUUUCCUUCCUUCCUUCCUUCUUUCCUUUCUUCCUUCCUUCCUCCUUCUUCUUCCUUCCGUAACUUCCGUUCUCGAGAUAUUAUCGGAAUACAAUACGCGUGUCGCAUUUGAAAUUCUCGAUCGUCGAUCAUCGAUCAUCGAUCUUUUUCAGUCUUCUUUUCUUUUUGAGGGGGCUUUUUUACGUUCUUUUUUUUUCUUCGUAUUUUUCUUUUCUUCCCUUCCUUGUGUUUUGGUGAAGAGACAUAACGAAUACUUUCUUGUGAAUUUGUGUGCAAAGGACGAAGACAGAAAGAGGGUGGAAGAGAGAGAGAGAGAGAGAGAGAGAGAGAGAGAGAGAGAGAGAGAAAAAUUGAUAUAUUUUAUCUUAUGGUUUUUCCUACAAAUUAAAUCCAAUCGAUGCAAUCAAUCGCAAGAAGAUGAUCUAAAGACGAUGAAUCUUCGUUGAUCCUGUUAUUUCCGAUUCUCAAAGAGCUGGUCGGCUGAAUCGAAUACGCGGAGUAUGUAUCGCGGCACGUGCGUUACGUGAAACCAUGCAAUAUUCGUCGAUGGCAUAAAAGUGCAUACGCGAGCGUGCAGUUCCUACACGCUGUACGGCAGCCUCCGUCAGGGACUUUCUCCAGCCUGGGGCAUUUGCGCGCGUGAUCGCACUAGUACUAGAAGAGCGAUGUUCAAACGAUUAUCGAAAUCGAGGCGUCAUAGUGCCGAUGACGUCGGUCUUUCUUUACCGAGAAGCACGAAUCUCGAGGAAUCGGAGACUCAGCCGAGUAUCAGUACGAUUCCAGUUUCUCGCGACAAUUCCCAAGGAUUGAGUCCUGCGGCUUUACUUAGGAUCUCCAGGACGAAAUACAGCCGAAGAAGUUGCGGCGAUGCUACAGCGAUGCAAGCGUUACUUUCUUCGAAGCAGGACGAGGAGCAGGAGGUCGUUGAGGUUGACUACCGGAGUGACUAUCAGACCGACUAUCAGAUGGUCACUGCUGUGCCAGCGUUCAUCGUCGAGCAUGAGCCCGAAAAGCAACGAGGGUCAAGCUUAGGAGUCUGGGGCCGUAGGAUGAGCAAAAAGAUAGACUCCUUUCGUAGAGCUGGUUCCCGUGAAACGAUUUGUUCCCUAGAAAGAUCCGAUCCCAGCGGCAACAAUAAUAAUAAUGAAUCUAAUAACAAUAAUAACAACAAUGGUAAUAUAAAUCCUACGUUGAACAAGACGACGUUACAACAGAAGACAGAUUCGAAGGUGGACUCGAAAAGGUUAUCAGGAAAUUCACAGAGAUCACCGUCGCCGUUCAAAUCAUUUUUCAUUCGUAUGGGUUCGACCGGUAUGUUAAAUUCUACGAGAAUCAACAGACGUUCAGCGAACGUCGAUGUAAGUUCGAAAUCAACGGAGAAAGAGAAUUUAUUUAGAAGUUGCAGUACAAGUCAAUUGAAUACAAGUCCUACUUACGUUAAGGGCGAUGAUCCAUCCGAAGGAAUCGAUCUACGGAUCGCGGCACGUAAGGAUAAAACAGUAUCCUGCGACGAUUUAGCCGGUCGACGAAAUGACGAUGUCUUUGACGAUCCGAACGAUGACGUUUCACCGUCCGUAUGCCAAUCAGGAAGUCUUUCGGGUAGUCCAACUGGUAGCCCAUCGGUGAGUCCCACGGGAAGUCCAUCGACUAGGAACAAUUUCAAACCAUGCGAUUUUGGACGAUCAAGAAUGGAAUCGGCAAUGAGAAAAAGUAGUAGCUGUGAUUUCAAAGAGGCCAAGAAAUCUAGUUUCCCGUAUGCUUUUCUAAGAUCAAAGUUAUCCGUUUUGCCUGAGGAACGUCACAGUUCAUUCGUUUCGAAGGACGAAAGAUUGUUCAAAACGGCAUCGGAGGAACAUUUUCCAGCGUUGAAGAUCGAAGACUCUUACACCGGUACGACGACGUUAGGACGUAAACGAUCUAGAAAUGGUAAUAUGGGUCGUGGUAAUGUUUCGAGGUAUCAAGAGACGCCAAAGCCUCCGAGGAAUUCCUAUGUGGAAUUUAAAAAAAAACAGGAAAGAUAUAGUCUAAAUCCGAGCGAACUCGAGCGCAUCGAGGAUACGUUUAAUCAUGAAGAUUCGGCGCGUUACGGUGCAUACGGUAACGUUAGUCCAAUGUCACUUGGACGAGGAAAUCCAAGUAUUCAUCGAUCCGAGAUCAAUCAAGAUAGAUUGGAUUUUCCUGUUAGAACAAUGGAUCUUAGAUUUUCGGAGACAUCUUCAUUGAACGUAGAACUCGAUGUUACGGCUACAUUGAGAAUCGACAGAAGGAAUUCAGCGCCAAGCGGUGAGCAAAGGUUAUCGUCUCAUUACGUGAGCUCGAACGAGUCCGGUUACGACAGUGACGGUCCUAGGGGUGAAUCCGCAGCCGCGUCGGAGAACGAAGCUUUAAGUUUGAAAUGUACAGAUAGCUCGGACACCAGUAGCGUUAUCGAUUCGGAAUUGGAAAAGCCCAUAAGAAGUUCAACCCCAAGCGAGUGUCAAGAUCAAGAACAGAAAGAAUUGAGGAAGGGUUCGGCGACUGAAACGAGAAUUGAUUCCUCAGAAAUAGGUGAUGUAAUAGACGGCUUAAGAUGGCAUCAGAGUACCUCUGGUAGAUUGUUACCGAGCAUCCAUCAGACAUCGUUCGAUAAUACCAAUACGAAUUCUCAUUUUCCUAUCUGCGGCGAUGGUUCAAGCAAUAUAGUCAACGUAACGAAACCACUUGACGUGUCACCGCAUCGGAUAAGAUUGCAACAAGAUAAGACUCGUUUUCUCAGCGAUAUCAUACAGCCACCAAAGAGAGUUAGACGUUGUCGUAUAGUUCAACUUCAGAAGAGAGAUCCAAAAGAGAGUUUGGGAAUACGAUUGGCUCAGCAAAGACUCGGAGAGAUCCGUUAUAUAGUCGUACAACUAGAAAGCGAUGGUAUAGCACAUAGGGACGGUAGGCUAAGACUCGGUGACGAGAUCGUUGAAGUCGAAGGGAAGGAGUUACGAACUCUUGAGAGUCUUGAGGAGGUCCAAGAGUUCCUUAGAUCGUUUACAGGAAAUAAGAUAAGAUUGAUGACAGCUUAUGAGGAAACGGUGCCCCAGGUCUAUGUAGCACCGCCAACGCCAACGUCAGCCGCUCUACCUGGCGAGUAUGAGUAUCUUGAAAAUGCGAAGAAUCUUUCGAAUAUGUCGUUGAUAGACGACAAAUCGAAGGAAAGUUUAUCGAAAGACAGUAAGGUCAAUGAGGAUACAACACGAUCUAGCAAACGACCUGACUUUCUACCCCUCUCCUCCCUGUCGAAGAAUCAUCGAAAGGACUCGGAGAAUGGUUUCGAGGCUAACACCGAAUCUCAGCACUAUCUGACGAAACACGUGGCGAAGUUUGAAAAGGGCUACGGGAAGCCAAGUUUAGGAUUUAGCGUUGUAGGUGGAAGGGACAGUCCGCGCGGUGAAAUGGGCAUUUUCGUCAGACGUGUCUUUCCAGGUGGACAAGCCGACGUAUCCAAGUCGUUGUUCCAAGGCGACGAAAUCGUGAGUUUGAAUGGGAAGAUCUUGAAGGGUCACACGCAUCAGGAAGUGAUCGAAUUAUUCAAAGCUGUUAGGGAAGGUCCGGUCGAGUUAGAAAUAACGAGGCGACACAGGUAUCCUAAGAGCACCUUGAAAUCGACGCCGUAUUAAAAAAAGAAAAAGAUAAAGAGAGAACAAAGAAACAAAAAAUAAAAAGGAAAAAAACGAGGCUAUAUUAAACAACGACGCGAAACUGCCCACCGGAAGUGCUCUUUCGAAUUUAAUUCUAAGCGAACGUAACGUGGCGCAAACGACCUACGAAGUUUUAGGAUUCUAGUCUUUCACGAAAAAAGAAGCAAAAAG
This is a messenger RNA of Vespa crabro (European hornet), 3916 nucleotides long. RefSeq lists its product as uncharacterized. The transcript is spliced from 7 exons. NCBI's taxonomy places the organism in Eukaryota, Metazoa, Arthropoda, Insecta, Hymenoptera, Vespidae. The coding region runs from base 746 to 3724 and encodes 992 amino acids. The record is from RefSeq and is a predicted model, not a curated record. Gene Ontology annotation, molecular function: protein binding.